GACUGAACGAAAAGCAUAACAAUAACAAAACAGAGCAAAAAUUAUUCAACGAUCGGUUGUAAAAAUAAGCUACACUUGAAUUGCAUUAUAUUUUAAAUAGAAUUUCUAUCGGUACUGCAAAUUUUUUGCCGAAUUUCCUAUUAAUAUUUGGGCUCUACUAUGAACAUCUGCCGCAUAUGUAUGCAGCACGAAGAUGAGAAUUCGAUUUCGAUAUUUUCAAAAAUUAAUGACACCAUUAUUGCGACUACACUUGCUAACAGCUGUUCUGUACAGUUUUCAGAGAACGAUGGUCUUCCAAGCAAAAUUUGUAAGCCCUGUUUUGAGGAUGUCCAAAUGGUCAACGCUUUCAUCGAAAAAGUUAAAAAUUCCGAUGCCAAAUUACGGAGCAAUUACGCUUUGAAAGAGGAAAAACUGUCGUUUGAAGUCAUCGAAGUCAAACCAGAAUUAGUUGAUGGAGAAACAAGCGAUUUCGAUGAUGGAGAAGUUGAACCGAUUUCCCUUGAACCCAAAUCGGAAACAGAUUCCGACAACGAUAUGCUUAGUGUUAUAAAAGCAAAAAUCAAAAAAUCAGGAAGGGAAAAUGAUAAAUUUAUUGUCGGACAGAAAAAAGAGAAACCAUUCCGCAAGAAAAAACGGAAGACCAAGCUUGAAAGCGAUGUCGAAUCUGAAGUUGAUGAGGAUGAUGUUCUGGACGAGAAAGAGCUGGAAAUGUUUGAGAUUGUCAAACUACCCGAGAUCAACUUUGUCUGCUGUCGAUGCUACCAAUAUUUCGAGACUGAGCACGAAUACGAAACGCACAUUGAAGAUCAUAAGAAGUUUGCCGCCAAAAGAACGGAUACGAUCUUUUGCGAGAUAUGCAAGCGUAAGUUCAAAAAGGCCAAAGCGUUUGAAAAGCAUGAGAAGAAAUUUAAGUAUUUAACGAAAUUGUACGAGUGCCUUCAAUGUAAGUCUCGAUUCAUUAGUGCUGUAAGCAGACGAAAGCAUGCCUACAAGCAUCCCAAAACUAUCGAAGACAAGAUGAAAGAAGAGUAUGGUGAAAUCCUGUGUUGUGUCCAGGGUUGUUCAAAAGCAUUUCCUUCCGAAGAACUUCUCAUAAAGCACAGUCAGGAAAGUCAUAAACUGCACAGAAGGACAUACAAGUUGGAAGAAGCAGCACAAAAAUCAGCGGAAUGUCCGGUAUGUUACAAUAGAUACGCCACAGAGGUACUCCUUCGCAGGCAUCGGAAACGCAAUUCGAAGCCCAUGGGCCAUCAGUGUGCAACGUGUGGACUGAAGUUUCGUACAAAGGACGUUCUCAUAUUCCACGAGAUGAAUCACGCCGAACAGAAACCGUUCCAGUGUGAAAUCUGCAAGAAGUAUUUCUCUGGUAGCAACGCUUUGAAGGUCCAUCAGAGGUGUCACUCCAAUGAGAAACCAUUCGUUUGUGCAACGUGCGGUGUUGGAUUCAACCAGAAGAGUCAACUUAUCACACACGAGUAUGACCACGGAAGUGCACCGCUUCCGUUCGAGUGUGAGGUCUGCAAGAAAUGUUUCAAGCUAAAGACGAACCUCAUCAACCAUAUGCGGUUGCACACCGGGGAAAGGCCAUUCGCCUGUCGACACUGUUCGAUGACGUUUUCUAGCUACACCACUCGCCAAUUCCAUGAAAUGACUCACACCGGUAUAAGACCAUUUAAAUGCAGUUACUGUGAUAAAACUUUUACAUUUAAGAGGCUGAAAUUGGAGCAUGAGUGUAAACAUACAGGUAUCAAACCGUUCAAAUGCAGUCAUUGUGAUAAAGCUUUCGUACGAAAGAAAUUUCAAGUUGAUCACGAAAGUACUCACACAGGCGUUAAACCGUAUCGCUGCCACCUGUGCAACUGUAGCUACAGUCACAAAAACAAUCUACGGCGCCAUUUGGAGACACAUCAGCCUUCUCAGGAAAAAGAAGUAAUUCCCGAGGAAACACCAGCAGCAACGCAAAGCUCGGUUCCGACAACAGUACCGCCAUCAACGGAUACAACCGGUUCGAUGGGUCCGGAAAACCCAGUGGACGAUCAUGCAGUAUCCCAGCGAAUUUGGUAAGUGGUAGUUACGAAAAUAGUUAACUGCUUGUAAAUGUUGAUAUUGGCUGGAUCCCAAAACUCAAAUAUUCAGAAAGCUGUUGCAGAAUGUUUUGCUGAAUUAGAACAAAAAGAAUUACUUCAAUGAUUAAUUAAACAAUUUGUGUGAACUGUU
Aedes aegypti (yellow fever mosquito) is the source of this 2217-nucleotide messenger RNA. RefSeq names its product zinc finger protein 84-like. Gene Ontology annotation, cellular component: nucleus. Bases 160 to 2064 code for a protein of 634 amino acids. Gene Ontology annotation, biological process: regulation of transcription by RNA polymerase II. Lineage: Eukaryota; Metazoa; Arthropoda; Insecta; Diptera; Culicidae. The transcript is spliced from 6 exons. Gene Ontology annotation, molecular function: zinc ion binding; DNA-binding transcription factor activity, RNA polymerase II-specific; RNA polymerase II transcription regulatory region sequence-specific DNA binding. The record is from RefSeq and is a predicted model, not a curated record.